Spea bombifrons (plains spadefoot toad) is the source of this 1158-nucleotide messenger RNA. RefSeq names its product lysophospholipase 1 (gene LYPLA1). Gene Ontology annotation, molecular function: palmitoyl-(protein) hydrolase activity; carboxylic ester hydrolase activity. Gene Ontology annotation, biological process: protein depalmitoylation. The record is from RefSeq and is a predicted model, not a curated record. The transcript has 9 exons. The coding region runs from base 183 to 875 and encodes 230 amino acids. Lineage: Eukaryota; Metazoa; Chordata; Amphibia; Anura; Pelobatidae. Gene Ontology annotation, cellular component: cytoplasm.
GACUGACUGUAAGGGUAGAAGGUGUGUGACUAGGCUCGCGGGACCUGACGUACAGGCCACGCCCCUUCAUGCGCGGGCACGCCGAGGGUUAUUGAAGGAUAAGGGCGGCGCGCGGCCCUGACCCUGCUGCUACAGCUUGAGACACCCCGGAGUGCGAGUCGGAGUCUGGGUCUACCCGGUGUAUGUGCGGCAACAAUAUGUCCGCACCCCUGCCUGCCAUUGUGCCCGCCGUCAGGAAGGCCACGGCCGCGGUUAUAUUCCUGCACGGCUUGGGAGAUACUGGGCAUGGCUGGGCAGAAGCAAUGGCAAGUAUUAGGAGUCCACAUGUCAAGUACAUUUGUCCGCAUGCACCCGUAAUGCCUGUUUCCUUAAACAUGAAUAUGGCUAUGCCUUCCUGGUUUGACAUAUAUGGGCUGUCCCCCGAUGCUCAGGAAGAUGAUGCCGGUAUCAGACGGGCUGCGGAGAACAUUAAAGCUUUAAUAGACCAAGAAGUCAAGAAUGGGAUCCCUUCAAACAGAAUUAUUUUGGGAGGAUUUUCUCAGGGGGGGGCAUUGUCACUGUACACUGCCCUUACAUCAAGUCAGAAGCUAGCGGGUGUUAUUGCACUGAGCUGUUGGCUUCCACUGAGGUCUUCCUUUCCUCAGGCUGCUGUAAAUAGUGCCAACAAAGAUGUACCAGUUCUUCAAUGUCAUGGAGAAAGUGAUCCACUGGUUCCACUCUUGUUUGGUUCUCUAACGUCAGAGAAACUAAAGACUGUAAUAAAUCCAACACACGUCAGUUUCAAGACAUAUGCGGGGUUGACACACAGCUCGUGCACCCAGGAAAUGGCAGACAUUAAACAGUUUAUUGAGAAACAACUACCUCCCACUAAUUGAUCUUCUCUUAGAUGCCUUCUUGAAACGUAUACCAGCGACGGUCACUAUACUCUAAACCUUUUAAGCAAGACAGUAAAUUGUUGGAAAAAUCAUUCGCGGUGGAGGAAACCCAUUUUUUCCACUGGAACAGAGGAUGUCCAAGCCUAAUGUAGAAUUAGGAUUGAUUGUAAGCAGACAUCAAACUGUGUAGACGCUAAUAACCAUUAUUUCAAACAAAAUGUCUAACACUUCAUAGCUGAGACUUCAUUAAUCUACCAUAAAGAACCAUGGGGCAUAAACCCAA